This is a messenger RNA of Psylliodes chrysocephalus, 625 nucleotides long. Lineage: Eukaryota; Metazoa; Arthropoda; Insecta; Coleoptera; Chrysomelidae. The record is from the annotation of a GenBank genome assembly.
GAGUUAAAAGUGUUAAAGGAGUUAAAGGAACUUGGCAGACCGAACGCAAUGUUGGUAGCAAUGGUGUGACAUUGACAAAACAAUGUCAAUGUCAUUAUAUAAUAAUAUAGCUAUAACCUAACUUUUAUGACAUUUUUAAUAAAAUUCUCGUCUGAAAGGCAUUAGAUUGGUUUUAGAAUGGGUAAUUCCAUGGGAAAUACGGUCAACAAUGGCUUUAAUUUAUAUUUUCACCCUGAAAUUACGCCAAGUCCAUUAGAAGAACCAACAUUCGAUCCCUUGGAGGGAUUCGACAGUGGUCGCAAAAAGAGGGUUAUGAUUGCAACGGAGGAAGAAAUGAGGUCAGCUAAGAUACCACUAGAAGAUAGAGACUAUUGUGCACAUCUAUUAUUAAAGUUUCGUGAUUGUCGGAAAGCAAAUUGGCCGUUUGCAGCGAAGUGCCAUCAUGAAAAACAUGAAUACCUUGACUGCCAAUAUGAUGAUUUUGUUAUAAGAAUGAAGGAAUACGAACGUGAAAGAAGAUUAAGAGUAAAAGCUGCUGCAUAAAAGCAAUUUGUAAUUAUUUGUAGAUAUCGUUUUAGUAAAUUUAUUAUUUGUGAACAAUUUAAAUAAAGAAAAUUACCUAAAA